AAAAGUAGUUAAGUUCUGAAUGCGCAAGUCCGAAUAACUUCAUUCUAUCCACGCCUCUAGUGAAGACAUUCGUUUUAUCAUUGUAUUUCAUAAAAAAUCUAAAUUCUUUGGCGCAAACAAUGUAUUGCGUUAAAAUGAAUACUAGUACGCUAUUAAAUAAGCUUGUAAUUUGUUAAUAAUGUGGUCCGCCUUACAUAAUAUAUAGAAAGUGACAAUGAACCAAGCAAAAACAUUAAAUAUCGGUUAAAUAUUGUUGAUUAAUUAUGAAACUGUUGGUUAAAAUAGAGUGAGAAGGAAAAUGGGAAAUGACGCACAAGUAGAGAUAACGACGAAUUCAAACAAUCGCGUAACUGACCGCACAAACGAAAUAAAUAUUACAAACAGAACCGUUGCUAUUUUAGACUACAAGGGAUUGCUUUGGUCAUGCUCUCUAAGGAAAAUAUGUUUAACUGCCCUUUGGCUUCCACUAGGCGCUUUAAUGUUUUGUUAUGUGACAGCGUCAAUAUUUCAAGCAGAUGAUAUACAUGAAACACAUUGUAGGGUUUAUAAUGUAGUUCCAUCAAUAAGUGCAAUUACGGGAAUCAGCCCACAACGAUAUGUGUGGAGAAUUUGCAUUGCAUACCACCUUGGACCAAGACUGUUAAUAGGUUCACUAUAUUAUAACUACCAUAGAGAACGCACUUCGUACAUAACUGAGGAAAGGAUGCGUAAUUUAGCAACAAAAUUAGGAGAGGCUUGUUACUGGUUAAAUUUAAUUGAACUAUUUGCUCUCACAGGUGUUACUUAUGUUUCCAAUAGAGAAAACUAUUUCAUACAUGAAAAAAUUUUCAUAGUAUUCAUGAUAGCUACUUUGCUGCACAUGCUGUGUCGCGCACGUGUGGGUUGCAUAGGAAAUGACUCCGUGGAGCCAGUACGCACCAAUAAAAUCGUGUGGAUAUUGUUUUUUGUAGCCAUAGCCGCUACUCUUGGCCUUAUAUUUUUUUUCCUAAGGCACCGGUUGCUCUGUCGGCCGCUCGCAUUUACAUGGUUCUCUGUUUGCGAGUACAUCCUUGCAACAGCAAAUAUGGCUUUUCACGCUGUUGUGGUUCGGGACCUUCCAGUACACGAACUGCAAGUUAUAUGCCCCACUCAUCACAAGACCAAGUAAUUUAUGAGUGAUGUAGUAAGAUAGAAUUAAAAAAAUAAAAUAACGGCAAGCGUACGUUCUUCAAAAAACUUUGAGAGUGUAAGAUACGGGUUUCUUCUACCUACGUAUAUAUUUGAAUAGCUCAAAAAUUUAUAAUUUUAAAUUAGUUUAUAAUUAAUGCACUCGUGAGCUCAAGUCUUUUGAUAGAAACUCCAAACUAUAGAGUUUUAUUCUCGCUAAAAAUAAGAAAGAAUAGAUUAUAAUAUGCUAUUUAUUACUAAAAAUGUUUUGGUAGAGAUUACAACAUUUGGGUGCCUAAAUAAUAGUUGGAUUUAUUUUAUAUAAAAACGAAUACUGCUGGAAAAUUUAUACAAUUAUUACGAAAUAUUUAAGCUUUAUUAUUCGAUACACUAUUACGUAGGUAUAAUACGCUCACGAUUUUAGUUAAGGUUAAAAAGCGCAUCUCUAGUCAAAAGAAUGAGACCGAUGCAAUUGAAUUUAACUAGAUGAGGUGUCCCAAUUAAUUAUAACAGUGAUAUUCCAAUUUGGUUUAAGUAUUAUUUUUUUUACAAACAUAUAAAGUCAAUUACCCAACGUUUUUUAAUCCUGCUUGAAAUGCGAAUGUCUCGGAGAGACUUUCUUCGGGCCAACUUAUUGCGCUUAUUGUACCUAUCUAUUAUAUAAAUUACAAUGAAAUGAAUAAGUACUUAAUUAGUAUAUUAAGCAUUUUUAAUUUAAGGCUAAGUUAAAGUGAUAAGUUAUUUAACAGUUUUAAAUGCUUUCAUCGGUUAUGCAAACGGCAACAAUGCUUUUAAAUUAAUUUCAUCGUUCUUAUGAAAAACAAAUGAAUUGCGACAUAAAAUGAAACUUACACUGAAAUUUUAUGCAAAACGCAUAUAAUACGCACCGUGACAGUGUUUUUCCAAUUAAAAUAAAAAGGAAAAAACUGUUGGAAAUAAGGUUUUUAAGUACCUAUUUAGUUAUUAUAUUUCAUCAAAAUAUUGUGUAUCAAUACCAGCUGUAAUAUUCACAUUAUAUUAUAUAAUGAAGAAUAUGUUUCAUCGAAAAACCGUAAAUAACGAAAAACUAAAAGAUUGUAAGCGUAUAUAUUUCUGUUAACAUUCACUUGUUUUAUUUAGUUUGGAAGUGCUAUUAAACGUAUUUAAUAUUUAUUAGCUUAAUAUUAUAAAUCUGUAGUGUAAAAAUGUUGAAGAAGGUGACCUAAUUUUAAAUCCACGUUUCAUAUAAAUUGUAUUAAGUAUUAUAACAUUAUGUAUUGUUUGUAAAUUAUUAAAUUAAUUUAAAAAGUAACUGUAUUAACCUAGUAGCUCAAAAUGUAGCGAAUGUAUUCAACGUAGGAAAUAUUUACUGUUAUUAUUAAAUUACAUACAUAUAUAUUAUAUAGUCUGUUAAAUUUUAAACGUUUAUAUUUAUGUUUUAUGAAUAGAACUUUGUUAAAAAUAUUUGUUCACUGAAAACUAUUUAAAUUUAAUGAUUGAUGCUAUGUCAA
Vanessa atalanta (red admiral) is the source of this 2636-nucleotide messenger RNA. Its product is annotated as post-GPI attachment to proteins factor 2-like. Gene Ontology annotation, cellular component: endoplasmic reticulum membrane; Golgi membrane. Lineage: Eukaryota; Metazoa; Arthropoda; Insecta; Lepidoptera; Nymphalidae. Gene Ontology annotation, biological process: GPI anchor biosynthetic process. Bases 299 to 1147 code for a protein of 282 amino acids. The transcript has 6 exons. The record is from RefSeq and is a predicted model, not a curated record.